Molecule: messenger RNA, 845 nt
Organism: Scheffersomyces amazonensis
Lineage: Eukaryota; Fungi; Ascomycota; Pichiomycetes; Serinales; Debaryomycetaceae
Exons: 1
Coding region: 56-745 (229 amino acids)
Biological process (GO): chromosome segregation
Cellular component (GO): Ndc80 complex
Source: RefSeq, a predicted model, not a curated record
ACGAUAGGUUAUUAACUGUAAGACUAUUGAUUAGAAAUAUACAAAUAUAUAGAAGAUGUCAUAUCAAUCAUCAUUUGAAGAGUAUGAUUCAUUACAACUACGGAUGAAUGAAUUUGUAACAGAAGUAGAGGCUAAAUUAACAGAGAAAAGAGCAAAUUUAAUUACCAAUAAACAAAACCAUUAUAUCAAAUUAAAUGAUUUAAAAUCUCAAGAGAUAAAACUUCAAUCAGAUAUCAAUGCCUUAUUAGCGAAACAGGAUAAGACUAAAAUCCAAUUGAAUGACGCUUUAAAUAAUUUACAAACACAACGACUCAAAAUUGAUGAAUUAAUAAAACAUCAAGAUAUAUUAAUCAAUAAUAAGAAUCAGUUAUCUAAUGAAAUAGCCGACUUGAACCAAGAAAUAUCUUCUACCAAUGACGAAUUAAAUAAAUCAGAACGAAACUUAUCUUAUCAAACGACUCAGAAUUUACAAGAAUUAAUCAAAUAUGAAAUUUAUUUAGGGAUAAAGAUUCAAGUGGUGAAAAUUGAUUUGAUUAAAUUCAUAUUUUCUAAUAUAGAUUCAAAUAAUUAUGCCCGUGAAUUUGCAAUCGAGUUGAUAAUAAACGAUGAUAACUAUAAAAUAGGUAAGGUUGAACCUGAUUUAGGUCAUGACAUUGUUGGACUUCUAGAGAAAGAAUUUAAUGAACAUAAAGAAUUAGUCAAAUUCUUAAAGACUUCCAGAAAUUUAUUCAAAGAUUUGGUAUGAAUAAAUGAAUUGUGGUAUUGCCUACAAAUGUAUAAUAGUGUACAAAUAUAUACAUAUAUAACAUGUGUAAAAUAGUCAUAGGUUUCAAAUAAAUUUAAGG